AUGGAGCACCAUCAUGAAGCAACUGCAGAGCAGAGACUUUUUCACCAUGCUCGUACUCUAAGAGAGGGGCUGGCAGAGAAACGGAAUGUGAUAUUGUUGGUGGCAACGCUGAUCGCAACACUCACUUUCCAAGCUGCUCUGAACCCUCCAGGUGGUGUUUGGCAAGCCGACUCACCGGCAAAUUACUCAGGUAUCCCAUACAGGGCAGGAGAAUCUGUAAUGGCUUAUAACCAUCCUGAUGCAUACGCAACAUUUUGUAUUGCAAACCUAAUUGGUUUCAUUGCAUCUCUGUCCACAAUCUUUUUGCUCAUGACUGCAUUGAGGUCUAGGAACCACUUUCUUUCCGGGGUUCUGAUAGGGGCUUUGAUUGGGGUCAUGUGCUUGACAAUUAUAUCAGUUCUGGUAAUUGUGGCUGUUUCUGUUGCCGCAAUUACCCCAGAAAAUGUCAAAGAAAAAAUCCAUAUUCAAUUCGGAAUAGUUGUUGGAAUCAUUGUUUAUUGCAUUCUACUGAUCUCUCCAAUGACAGCUCUGGUAGCAAUUUGCUUCUUAAUACCUCAUGGUACAGUUGAUGUAAACCAUGCCAAUGGAGACGUAGAAGCACCUCAAAUUCAAGUUGAUGUAAACCAUGUCAAUGGUGACCAAGAAGCUCCUCUAAUUCAGUUAACAUGA
Messenger RNA from Cornus florida, 669 nucleotides. RefSeq lists its product as uncharacterized. Lineage: Eukaryota; Viridiplantae; Streptophyta; Magnoliopsida; Cornales; Cornaceae. The record is from RefSeq and is a predicted model, not a curated record. The coding region runs from base 1 to 669 and encodes 222 amino acids. The transcript has a single exon.